AUGUCCGACAAUUACCCAGUAGUGGACGGUGAAUUGUUUCCUGUAAAUCCAAUACUUUCUCUAGAGGACCCUACUUCUGCCGUAGCUAUAUUCUUUCGUUCUCUGGACAUGAUUGCUGGCACAACGUCCAACGAAGGCUCGAUAUUAGUCGUUACUUUAUUUCCACAAAUUCAGGAGCGAUUUAAUUUUUCACUGACUGAAGGUAUACCACACAGAGUGGCUUAUGAAGAAGUUAUAGCCGAAUGUGUCAAAACAUAUCUUAAACAAAAUGAGGAAGUAAAACGUCAGUUGUGUGACUUUUACUUUGUAGCAAACUCUCCAAAAGAACAAAGCCUUCUUGCUACACAUCUAUAUGCAGAUAUCAUGUUUGUUUACCCAACAAUAAUGAUGUUGGAAUUGCAUUCUAUGUAUGGAGCGACGACAUAUCAUUAUCAAUUUUCCAUGCCAAGUCCAGAACCGUGGGUUGGACCUUUCCCGUCUUGGUUCAAUGGUAGUGGCCAUGGAGACGAACUAAUUUACAUGUUCAGACCUGAAGCUGUAUCCACCGACGGUAUGAAACUGUCAAGAAAUAUCAUCCAGUAUUGGACAUCAUUUGCAAGAACCGGGUCACCAAAAGAAUACAAGGAUUCUGUAGCAUGGAUUCCAUUCGAUGUAAAAGAGAGAGAAUAUCUAGAUUUAAGGAUUUAUGUUCCUGAUUUGCAGUUACGGGUUAACAAUGUUCUAUUAUCUUCGCACAAAGUGAUAGGUUACCUAUUUCUAGGGAGAUCGUGA
This is a messenger RNA of Mytilus trossulus (common blue mussel), 771 nucleotides long. Its product is annotated as bile salt-activated lipase-like. The record is from RefSeq and is a predicted model, not a curated record. NCBI's taxonomy places the organism in Eukaryota, Metazoa, Mollusca, Bivalvia, Mytilida, Mytilidae. Bases 1 to 771 code for a protein of 256 amino acids. The transcript has 3 exons.